Messenger RNA from Carassius auratus (goldfish), 2148 nucleotides. RefSeq names its product occludin-like. The coding region runs from base 454 to 2013 and encodes 519 amino acids. Gene Ontology annotation, biological process: bicellular tight junction assembly; positive regulation of transcription elongation by RNA polymerase II; snRNA transcription by RNA polymerase II. NCBI's taxonomy places the organism in Eukaryota, Metazoa, Chordata, Actinopteri, Cypriniformes, Cyprinidae. The transcript is spliced from 8 exons. The record is from RefSeq and is a predicted model, not a curated record. Gene Ontology annotation, molecular function: cis-regulatory region sequence-specific DNA binding. Gene Ontology annotation, cellular component: transcription elongation factor complex; membrane; bicellular tight junction.
AUUACACUACAACUGUUUUCAUGUCACUUUAAAAAAUUAUAUAUAUCUUUUUUUUUCUUCUUUUUUUGUGUUAAUGCUUAUUUUACAGAUUACAAAAUGGUCCUACUUUUACUGAAACAAAAACAAGUGAAAUCAGACAUGGACUGUAGCUUUAAAGCAUUUUAGAACAUUAAUAAUCAUUAACUCAGCCUCCUGUUCACCUUAACUUUCGACCCAGUGAAGAGCCAAUAAGACUGAUUGUGUCAGUAACAACGGGUUGGAUCGGGUUUAGCGUUUCAAGCCAAGGUCUUUCACACGAGUCGCCAUGAGCAGCAGCUGUCACAGGUCACAUCAAAUGGAUAAACUCAAACAUUAAACAAUACUUGACAGAUAUCUGCCAAGCUUAGAAAAGCGGGACAAAAAACAAACAAGGAAAAGCCCAGUGGUUGUUAUAUUACGAUUCCUUCAUGAAUCAUGAAUGAAACACAGGAGUAUGAUAGUCCACCACAGUACAGUCCACACUACAUUGCCCCAUCAAAUAUGUACACAUCCAGAAGUUUCUACUCUCAAAGAAGCGACUAUGGCUUAUACUCUUCAGUGCCUGAUGCUCCUCAAACGGAGGGAAACCCUCAGCACUUCUACAGAUGGUUCUCACCACCUGGCAUCGUGAAAACUAUGGAGGGCCUGACUGCUUUGCUCUGUUUUGUUAUUUUCGCCUGUGUUGCUUCCACUCUAGUUUGGGAUAUGCACGGCUACGAGGGCAGCAUCGGGGCCUAUGUUGCCGGAUCUGGGGGCUAUGGGACGGGGUCUGGGUACUAUGGAGGAACCUACGGCUAUCAGAGCUCUUAUAUGACACCCUACUCAGCAAAGUCAACCAUGAUCUCCAUGGCAGCUCUUAAUUUCGUAGUAUCCUUAGCCAUUCUAGUGGUUAGUUUCUCAAAGACUUGGUGUGUGCGUGGAAAAACGUUUUACCUGACAGUUUUUGUGGUGGAUGUGGUUCUGGCAGUUCUUCAGUGUAUUAUAAACAUCAUAUUUGUCAUUGGGGUGAAUCCCAUGGCCCAGAGUUCACAAAGCAUCAUGUACAACCCCAUCCUGAUGAUGUGUCAGACCUCAUUAGGGACUCCCAGCAUCAGCGCCGGAGCUGGCACAGGCUUCCCAGGUGCUUAUCCGUCCUUUAAUCGAUAUCUUCAUCACUACUGCUUCAUGGAUCCUGAGGAGGCUGUGGCUCUGGUAUGUGGGCUGUUUGUCAUGAUUGCCCUGGUUAUUGCAGCCUAUUUUGCCUAUAAGACUCGAAGCAAAAUAUGGCGUCAUGGCAAACUUAAUAUUUACUGGGAGGAACCAGCUAUCCUCAGAACCAACAGGAGCCAGAAUUCACAAAACUGGCGAAGCACUCAAUACACCCCCACUGUGGUUUUGUCAGAGAAGGCUUCCCCUCACGUGAAAGCAGACAACAGUGUCCCCUCUUACAAUGAGGGAACAGUGAGCAUCUACAGCGAGGGAGCAUACAAAAGUAAUGUGUAUUCUGAGAAUAAUACUGUGGAGGAAGUUGAAGUGCAGAGCAGCUCAGUGCAAGAGAAACCUGUAACGUAUGAGGUUGAGGAUGUGCUAUGUGAGACAGGGUACACCACUGCUGGAGAUUCGGGCACUGAAUUAGCCAUGAAUGACUUGGAAGAUUCUUAUUCAGAAAUUACAACCGAUGAACAGCGCAGACAGUACAAGAAACAGUUUGAUAUCUGCCUCGCUGAAUAUAAGAACCUCCGUGUAGAAAUGGAUGAUAUCAGUGAUCAAAUGAAUGAACUGAGCCGAGAGUUGGACUCCCUCCAUGAGGAAUCCACCAAGUUCCAGGCUGUAGCUGAUGAAUAUAAUCGACUCAAGGAUCUGAAGCGGUCUCCAGAAUACAAGGCUAAGAAGCUCCGUUGUAAAAAACUGAGGCAGGAGCUGUGUCAUAUCAAGCAACUGGUGAAAAAUUACGACAGAUGCUUUGCAAGGAGAGAGAGGACUAAUAUUGCUAAUCAUCAGGAUUUCUUUGUCUAAAACUGAAAAGGUGUAUGCAUUUACUGUAUAUGACACCAUUUGUCUAGACAUUUACAAGCUGCGCUGAGUGAGUUGUGUCUGUAAAUUUGCAGUUGUAAAUAUUUUGGAUUUUUCUGUAAAAUUGUUUGUUUGCUA